Oncorhynchus gorbuscha (pink salmon) is the source of this 1096-nucleotide messenger RNA. RefSeq names its product Krueppel-like factor 13. NCBI's taxonomy places the organism in Eukaryota, Metazoa, Chordata, Actinopteri, Salmoniformes, Salmonidae. The record is from RefSeq and is a predicted model, not a curated record. The transcript has a single exon. The coding region runs from base 412 to 957 and encodes 181 amino acids. Gene Ontology annotation, biological process: regulation of transcription by RNA polymerase II. Gene Ontology annotation, molecular function: DNA-binding transcription factor activity, RNA polymerase II-specific; RNA polymerase II cis-regulatory region sequence-specific DNA binding.
CACCCCUUUAUGCAUGAAGUUGGGCACGCCCCCAGCAUGGAAACAGCUUCUCGUCGACUCGGCACAUUGACCUGUCACAAUGCAGGAGACAACUAGGGAAAUAUCACUGGGAUGGAGUAUGUUCAUUUGGCUACAGAAAGAAAGAAAAGUUAUCAUCAUUUCAUAACUGUUUAAUUUCCAAAGACCGGAAAGGGAUUCAUACUCGACGUGUUUACGUUUAGAUUUUAUUUUGGGAUCUAGGAUGGCAAUUCCAUGGAGAAGCCGGUAACCUGUAUUAUGUGAGUUGUUUCCUAUUGAUGGCAUACUGAGACCAAAGCUACCUCCAUAAUCACAUAAAGGGAUCAAACCCGACUGAAAUCCUUUAUACCUUGAAUGUCACCAAUUACGCAUCGGUGUUCGGUUUGAAGCGACAUGGAUCAUUUCGCCGCUGAGUGCCUUGUGUCUAUGUCCAGUCGGGCUGUCGUUCACCCUAAAGAGAACAGAGAGUUCAAAACAGAACCAGCCUGCUGUCCAAGGAACGACGGAGAAGACGUGGUCAAAGACAACUCCUCUCUUUUCGUGGUGGCGAGGAUUCUAGCGGAUUUUAACCAGCAGGCACCCACGACCACUAGCGCUAUUGCCGAGCAGGCAAAAAUAGCAGAAGGGUGCGUAUCGCCAGCUCCAGUCACAGAGGAUGGGAAUACUGCCACACCUAUCCUCGUCAGCCCCGCCGCCGACCUCACACAAAGAGGCAGUAAACGUGUCAGAGGUCGAUCCGAACCGGAAUCGCCUCAGAAAAAGCACAAAUGUCAUUAUUCAGGUUGUGAAAAAGUUUACGGGAAGUCGUCCCACCUCAAAGCGCACCUAAGGACACACACAGGUCAGUUCCCGUUAAAACUAUUUACAUUCAAAUACAUUAUUUAUAGUGACAUUAAACUCCCCAUUAUUUAUUUUUGUACAGUUUCACUAGUAGCCUAGUAUUGUGAAGAACUGGGUGUGAAUAGGGACGAAUAGUGACCCUAAAUUGGAUGUGAGCCAACGCAUUGAUGCAAUGCACAACGUGUCACACAUACGGUCGCUCACGGUUAACUAUUCUAUGGACCCGUUUUGCACAUAU